UGCCAGCAGGAUGGAUUUUGGGGAGCCGUCAGACGAUGAGGCGGAUGCUGGGAAGGUUCGGGUGAAGUUCGUGACGAAGGUCCCGUCGAUCCGGGUCACCGAGACCCCCGUGGCCGUUCCCGAGAGCCUGCAGCGCUAUGGUCUCUCCGAGGUCGUCAACCACCUCCUGGGCCGCGACCCGCCGACCCCGUUCGACAUGCUCGUGAUGGGCCGCUUCCUUCGGAGCUCCCUCCGGUCGGUGAUGCAGAGGCACGCCUUGAGCGGGGAGGCGGUGCUGGAGGUGGAGUACCUGCCGGCGCUCCGCCAGCCCACUGAAGCAGAGCACGCCGAUCAGCCGGAUUGGGUGAGCGCAGUCGCCGGCGCGGGCGCGGGUCUGGAGACCUUCGUGACGGGCUGCUACGAUGGCUGCCUGCGAGUCUACGGCCCCGGCUGCAAGGUGACAUCUCUGGAAAAGGCGCACCAGGCUCCAGUUACGGCUCUCUGUGCGGUGCCCUCGCUGGCGGGAGGGAGACCAGGGGGGGCACACGCCGCAGGGUUCUUGAGCGGUAGCAAGGACAUGACGGCAAGGCUGUGGAGAAGAGCGGGGUCGGGCGGGAAUUCCUCGCUGGAGGCAGCUGCAAUUCUCCGGGGCCACGCCAACAGCAUCUCCGCCGCGCACGCCGCCGCCUCAGGCAGCGGUGACAGCGGCGGAGCCCCGAGGGCGUACACCGGCGAUUGGAGCGGCCACGUGUGCUUGUGGGACGUGGCCUGCCUGGAGGGGGGGCACGCGGACGGGGAUGACGCCCAGGGUACGAAACGUCGAAAGACGGACACGGGUGCAGCGGCGGCGGCGGCGGCAGCGGUUACCGAGCUGACGCCUCUGGCGAGCUUUCGUGCCCACGCUCAGGCGGUCACCGGGCUGGCGGGUCCGGGGGGGGUAGGGAGGCCGCAGACAGCAGCGGUAGUGGUACCUAGCAGCACAUUGUACAGCGCGUCGUUGGACCGUGCGGUGAAGACGUGGGACGCGGAGAGGCAGGACUGCUUACAUACUCUCAACGCACCCAAGGCGGUCACGUGCCUUGGCUGUUCGGACAGCGGGAGGAUGCUGGCGACCGGCCAUCCGGACGCACGAGUGCGCAUCUGGGACACUCGCACGCAGGGAGAGACACUCACCAGGGCCUCCCUGAGCUCCCACAAGCAGUGGGUCACGGGCGUGAAGUGGGCUCCGGGUUCGGAAACUAUGGUGUUGAGCUGCAGCCACGACGGCUCGGUCAAGCUCUGGGACAUCCGCUCCACGCUGCCGCUGCACAGCGCCCAGGCGCACCGGGGGAAGGCCCUCUGCUGCGGCUGGCAGGACGGGAAGAUUGUCAGCGGGGGGGAAGACGGAGCGGUCAAGACUUAUGUCGUGCCGGAGAGGAAUCACGAUUGACUGAUGUUGGUGUUGACGUGACCAGCGGUUGUUUUCUCAGGACACGCAUCCCCGUGCUAUUUGUAUGCAUAUGUCCCUCGGUUUCGAAGUGUCACCGAAUUUCAACGCAGUGUUGUUCUUUGAUUUUUGCCAUGAGAGCGUUGACAGAGGCUCGGAGGUGAGCAUUGGUGCUACAACGUGAGCUGCUCUAUCUGAGCUUGUUCUGCGCUUGGGGGAGAUUUUGAGUCCCCGUGCUUGCCUGGUAGUACUAUUGUCGUG
This is a messenger RNA of Ectocarpus siliculosus, 1666 nucleotides long. The record is from the annotation of a GenBank genome assembly. Lineage: Eukaryota; Phaeophyceae; Ectocarpales; Ectocarpaceae.